AUGGCCUACAGUACCUUGGAAUGCAUCGAUCACUUCAAAAAGUCCAAGGAGCGAAUAAAUGGAGAAAAAUAUAAUUAUUGCUGGAAAUUUGUUCCAUUCACUCGCAGUGCGAAAUCAGCCAACAUUCAAUGUCAUGGGUAUAGGGGACGUCUAGUCGCAAUAACAAGCGCAUCAAAAGCCAAAAAACUCUCUGCAUUUGUUAAAGAAAUUGUACAGCAUGGAACUGGCAGGGGCCGGAAAGUAAAGAAAAAGUUCAAAGAGGUCUGGAUCUCGGAUAUCAAAGAUGGUAAAUGGAGGGCCAAGGGCUUUAAGGUUGAUAAAAAGGCUACGAAUGAAGCAGCCAUUAAACCGGGAGCACAUUGCGUAGUUUUCAAUUACGUCACGGCCAAGUGGCGGUAUGAAAAGUGUUCUAAGUCAUACUACAUGAUUUGUGAAAGCACCAAAGUAAUGUUACCGGAUGACGUGGACGCAGAGGACAAGCCAUUUCCACCGUCCAGUCUUAAACCAACACCACCUCCGCCUGUUGGAGCCAAACUGUCCUGUCCUCCAAGGUAUUUCGGAUAUGGCAAACAUUGUUACUUCAUUGGUCAAGUCACGGAAACACAAGCGCAAGCAGAAACAACGUGUCACAAGACGGGCGGUAAUUUGGUCUGGAUAUCGGAUAAUGCAAAGUACAACCAGGUCAAGGGAGUUGUUAGAUCACAUCGAGGUAAAUUCAAGAAAAUACUUCACGGCGCUUGGCUUAUGCGAUUAGAAGGAAAUGGCUUUAUUAUCAAAUGGAAGGAAUUCGGGACGAAUGCGAGAUUUCUUUUCAACAAAGAAACUAUGCAGUUUCGGAGUAACUUUGAAAAGGGUAAAAUGCCAAAUUUGUAUAUCUAUGAAGAUGGAUCAAUAUAUAAAUGUUUUAAAAAAUGCAUGGACGUGGGAGCUUUUUGCGAGUCACCACGUAGAGUUUUAACAGAGAAAGAGCAACAAUUAGCUGCAAAGAUAGCAACGGAGAAGAAAAAAACAGCUACAGUAAAGAAAACAAAUGCAGCGAAGAAAGCAGCGAAACGAAAACAAGCCAAAGCGAAGAUAGCAGCGAAACGAAAACAAGCCAAGAAAAUUGUGAAAGCGAAGAUAGCAGCGAAACGAAAACAAGCCAAGAAAAUUGUGAAAGCGAAGAAAACAGUCAAGACAAAAAAGGCAAAGAAAAUUGUGAAAACGCAUCAAAGCAAGUCACAGAAACACUUAAAUAGAAAUUCAAAGUCAAAAUCCUCUAAACCAUUAAAGAAACAGAAUAGUUACACUCACAAAGAAAAACCAAAGACACAAUAUCUUAACAAACCUAAAACUAAAAUUGAAGAGGAAACAAGUGUGUUGGAACCGGAGCAGACGAGCCAAACUCCCGCAAAAGCUGAUAACGUGACACAGCAGAUGAAACCACAGACGACCGAUAUGAGUAAAGUUAAUAAAUCUCGUCCGAUGAAAAAAGACCCAGAUGAAAGCAAUGUAGCCGUUAAAUCUAAUGAGUUUCUCUCGUCAAGUGGCUCCUCACAUCACGUGACUAUUUAUCAGUAUCACAUUUUUCUACUAACGUGCAUGUUCUUAUAUGACAUAACGGGUCAGUGAUCGUCUUUUGAUUAAUAGAACUUGUAGCCAGAAAUAAAAUUCUUCAUAUAAAAGA
Molecule: messenger RNA, 1666 nt
Organism: Ruditapes philippinarum (Manila clam)
Lineage: Eukaryota; Metazoa; Mollusca; Bivalvia; Venerida; Veneridae
Exons: 7
Coding region: 1-1611 (536 amino acids)
Source: RefSeq, a predicted model, not a curated record